Callithrix jacchus (white-tufted-ear marmoset) is the source of this 20852-nucleotide messenger RNA. It is a transcript of the gene ZNF81, whose product is annotated as zinc finger protein 81. Gene Ontology annotation, biological process: regulation of transcription by RNA polymerase II. The record is from RefSeq and is a predicted model, not a curated record. NCBI's taxonomy places the organism in Eukaryota, Metazoa, Chordata, Mammalia, Primates, Cebidae. Gene Ontology annotation, molecular function: RNA polymerase II cis-regulatory region sequence-specific DNA binding; DNA-binding transcription factor activity, RNA polymerase II-specific.
CGAAGUCCCAAACCCCGAAAAAGGGCGGUGCUAGGGGUAGUGACCGGAAGCGGCUGCGGUUCUCGCCGGUUCUCAGCCGGGGUUACAUAGUUGUCAGGAGGAUUCGACGUUCAGUGCCCAGGGAUGUGGAGGGUUCUUGAAGUCUCUGAAGAGUCCCUGGGCCAGAUCUCAUAGUGAAGGCUGCAGUAUCUUCCUUCUGACCCCAGCAGUUCCCGUUGAGUCCACCGAUCCCACUGGAAUUCUAGAGUUGUCUGCAAGAAAGCCCGGAGGCUGAAGUCCAAGUCCGUCGGGAACAUGCCAGCUAACGAGGACACUCCCCAGCCAGGGGGACAUGGCAGUGCCUGUGAGGUAUCAGUGUCAUUUGAGGAUGUGACUGUGGACUUCAGUAGAGAAGAGUGGCAGCAACUGGACUCUACUCAAAGACGCCUGUACCAGGACGUAAUGUUGGAGAACUACAGCCACCUGCUGUCAGUGGGGUUCGAAGUUCCCAAACCAGAGGUCAUCUUCAAGUUGGAGCAAGGAGAGGGGCCAUGGACCUUGGAAGGGGAAACUCCACGUCACAGCUGUUCAGAUGGGAAAUUUGGCAUUAAGCCUUCCCAGAAAAGAAUUUCUGGAAAAUCUACAUUUCAUAGUGAAAUGGAGGGUGAAGAUACACGAGAUGAUUCAUUGUAUUCUAUUUUAGAAGAAUUGUGGCAAGAUGCUGAGCAGAUACAGAGAUGUCAGGAAAAACAAAACAAACUUCCGAGUCACACUACUUUCCUCAGUAAGAAAAUAUUGAAUACAGAGUGGGAUUAUGAAUAUAAAGACAUUGGAAAAUUUGUCCAUCCAAGUCCAAAUCUCAUUCUUUCACGGAAAAGACCCCAUAAAUGUGAUUCAUUUGGGAAGAGUUUUAAGCAUAAUUUAGACUUACAUAUUCAUAAUAAAAGCAAUGCAGCAAAGAACCUGGAUAAAACUAUUGGGCAUGGUCAGGUUUUCACCCAGAGCUCUUCUUAUAAUCACCAUGAAAGUACACAUGCAGGCAUGAAGUUCUGUGAACGUAAUCAAUGUGGAAAAGUCCUCAGCCUCAAACAUUCACUCAGUCAAAAUGUGAAAUUUCCCGUUGGAGAGAAAGCAAACACAUGUACUGAAUUUGGGAAGAUCUUCACCCAGAAGUCACACUUCUUUGCUCCUCAGAGAAUUCAUACUGUGGAAAAACCUCAUGAGCUUAGCAAAUGUGUAAAUGUUUUUACACAGAAGCCACUACUCAGUAUAUAUCUGAGAGUUCAUAGAGGAAAACUCUACAUAUGUACUAAAUGUGGGAAGGCCUUCAUCCAGAAUUCAGAAUUAAUUGUGCAUGAGAAAACUCAUACUAGAGAGAAACCCUUUAAAUGCAAUGAAUGUGAGAAAUCAUUUUUCCAGGUAUCAUCUCUACUCAGGCAUCAGACAACUCAUACUGGAGAAAAACUCUUUGAAUGCAGUGAAUGCGGUAAAGGGUUCUCCCUGAACUCAGCCCUCAAUAUACAUCAGAAAAUUCAUACUGGAGAGAGACAUCACAAAUGCAGUGAGUGUGGGAAAGCCUUUACCCAAAAAUCAACACUCAGGAUGCAUCAGAGAAUUCAUACAGGAGAGAGGUCUUAUAUCUGUACUCAGUGUGGGCAGGCCUUCAUCCAGAAGGCACACUUGAUUGCACAUCAAAGAAUUCAUACUGGAGAGAAGCCUUAUGAAUGCAGUGACUGUGGGAAAUCUUUCCCUUCUAAGUCACAACUCCAGAUGCAUAAGCGAAUUCACACUGGCGAGAAACCCUAUAUAUGCUCUGAAUGUGGGAAGGCUUUCACCAACAGGUCAAAUCUCAAUACUCACCAGAAGUCUCAUACUGGAGAAAAGUCUUACAUAUGUGCUGAAUGUGGGAAGGCCUUCACUGACAGGUCAAAUUUCAAUAAACACCAAACCAUUCAUACUGGAGAGAAACCCUAUGUUUGUGCUGAUUGUGGGAGGGCCUUCAUCCAGAAGUCAGAGUUGAUUACACAUCAGAGAAUUCAUACUACAGAGAAGCCUUAUAAAUGUCCUGACUGUGAGAAAUCCUUCUCCAAGAAACCACAUCUCAAAGUACAUCAACGAAUUCACACAGGGGAGAAACCAUAUAUAUGUGCAGAAUGUGGGAAAGCCUUCACUGAUAGGUCAAAUUUCAAUAAACAUCAAACAAUUCAUACUGGAGAUAAACCCUAUAAAUGCAGUGACUGUGGAAAGGGCUUCACCCAGAAAUCAGUUCUCAGUAUGCAUCGCAAUAUUCAUACAUGAAAGUAACCCUGUUUCUUGAAAAUGAGAGCCUUAUCACAAAAGUCAGGUCUAACUAUAUAUUAUAAAAUGCAUCCAAGACAGAUCCUAUAUGAAUAUGUUGUAUAAGAAAAAGCAUCAGGCUAUCUCACUUGAGAUGGGAAAAAAAUUAUUCAGAAGAAACACUCUUAAGAAUGCACUGAAGGAGGGAGAAUUUCUAUAUUUGCACAGCCUCAUGAAAUAUAGUGGAAGUCAUUGGGAAAAAUGUCAGUUUGGUGUGGUAGGAAAAGCCUUCCUAUAGAAAGUAUUAUAAGUCAAAUUGUUACCAAAUUCUUCAUAGGAAGGAGAGUGCAAAUUACGUAAAUGAUGGUCAUGUUUACUGUGUUAUAUUAAGCAAUUUAAAGUGAUAAAAUGAAAGAUAGUGCAGCAAAAUAAUAUAACUGAUGAGUAGACCUACUGUCAGUUCUAUAGGGUGUUUGUGGCAGAACACAGUACGUAACAGGAGUAAUAUUCACUUUUUUUCAAAUUUAGAAUAUAUUCAUCAAAUGUUUCUUACUGAAUAUGUCUAUCAAAUAUGUUUCUUAUUGAAUAUUUCUAUCAAGUGAAUCCACAAUUUAAAAGUCACUUUGGUUUUAUAUAUACACACAUCUGCAGAUAUAAUUUUAUAUGAACACACAAAUACAAUCCUAUCAUUCAUAUUGGUGUCCAUGACAUAGUAUCCAUGACAUGUUUUCUUUCAUUGUGGUACAAUGCAAAGUAGCCACAGAUUCCUCCCAUCCCAAGUAGCAUCUCUUUGUCUACUGUUUGACUUUGAACUUGGCCAUGUGACUUUCUUUGGCCAAUGGACAUUAGCAAAGAGAAUCAAUAAGAAGCUUGAGAAGUGUGCAAAGCUUGCCUUGAAGCUUACCCUCUCUUGCUGCUCUUUGCAAACCUGAGGAAUCUCGAAUUGCCCUAUGGGGGGAUGAAAAACCACCACAUGGAGCAGUGGUGAGCCAGCCCUGCUGAGGCCUCUUAGACCAAGUAGCCUGCCAACUGUCAGAAUUGGGAGUGAGGUUUACCCAGACCUCUAGCCCCAGCUGAGCCAGCCUAGCCCAGAAGAGCCAUACCAGUUAUUCCAGCCAAUUUACAGAAUUGUGAGAUAAAUAAAAUUAUAGUUGUAAUCAACAUAAGUUUUUGGGGUAGUUUGUUGUCCAGAAAAUGCUGAGUAAUAUUUGAAAGUAUUUUACUGGGGGAGGGGGCAUAGUGGACCAAAACGUGACAUGUGGCAUUGGCUUUGAGUCUGAGUGGCAGGUAGAAACCGGAAAAAAACAGUGAGGAAAUCUGUGAACAAAGGUUGGAUAGAUGGCAACCCAUUUAGUAGGGAAAAAUAUAGAAAAGCAAUUGUCAUCAUACUCUGUGGGAAGAUAGAGAAUGGACCAAAUGAACUUAUGGAUCUGGCUAAGGAGAUUUGCAGCAGUAUAUGGGAAGUGUCAGUUUGCUUCUUUUAGCUGCACAUGAUAAGAUACAGAAAGAGAGAAAUGAACUAAAGAAAUAACUUAUCCGUUGGCAAGCAGGAUUCAGAAGACAUACAGAAAAGACAAUGAUUGCUGGGUUGGAAAAUAACAGUUCACAUCGCUAGUCUCUCCAGCAAUCAAAAUAUUCUUAAGGUAAAACAUGGCCUCAGGGUAAAGAUCAAAUCAUGGUUGUGUCUAUAAGACUCUGUAUUACAAUGUGUGAAAUAGUUAAGUUGGUGCUUAGGAGACCAUCUCAGCUAAACUUAAGGGCUUCUAAAAAUCUUCAUGACAUUGUACCUUAGAAGACUGACAUACUACUCAAAGUUGAGAGAGAUCUAUCUUUGAAAGAAUUUCUGAUGUGGCAUUUGGGGAAAGGAGUAGAUCCAAACCAGAUUCAUAGGAAACAAAGUUUUAAUAGAGUUUUACUAGUAAUACUACCUCCAGGUUGGACUUCCAGGGACCGAAACAGUUCAAAAUGAAAAGUGGCCCCUGGGUUCCCCUCCCUAAAUUCUAUGAAUAGGAUACAAGCUGAGAAAGUUACUCAAUUGCAAGCAUGGUCCAUCUCUUAUGGGAAAUGAAGGGCAUCUCAGAGGGAAGACCCAAGAACAAUAUAUUAAAAUGGACUGGGGAGCCAUUCCCAGUGAGAACUGUGCCCUGAUCAAGAAACAUUAUCUGCCCCUGGAGCCAGGGUAACUGACAUUUGCUCUGUGGGAUUUUAGAAUUGUUAUGGAACAGUGACUUAUAUGUGCCUCUUGGUCCUCCUCUUUUUGAAUGGGAGUGUCUAACACAGUUAUCCUGUACCUAUCCCAUCAUUGUAUAUAUUGGGUAUGUGUUGGGGGGCAUAUAACUUGUCAUUUAGCUCACAGGUGUCUGGAUCAAGAAACUGAAAAACUGUACCCAGGGAACCUCAGGCACAACUGAACCUGAUACAGAAGACUUGAGAUCCGGGAUUGGAACUUGAUGCCACAAUUUUGGAUGAGAAAUUUGGACGUCCUGGAAUAGGGGUGAACAUAUUUUGCAUGAUGGGUGGUAAUGUGAAUAAUUUGUGACCAGAAGACCUACUGUGUUAGAUAGAAAAAUGCUACAGAUGUCUUCAUCCCUAUCUAUGUGUCCUUUUUCAGUCUUUAUAUCUCUUUGUGUUUCAGGUAGAAUAAUUUCUAUUGAUCUAUCUUCAAGUUCGCUGAUUUUUUUUCCCUUACCUGGCUCUGUCAAGUCUGCUGAUGAAACUAUUGAAGGCAUUAUUCAACUCAGUUAGAUUUUAUUUUUAUUUCUGAUAUUUCCAUUUGAUUCUUAUAGUUGUCAUAUUUCUGCUGAAAUUCCCCAUCUUCUCAUGCAUGUUCAUGUUUUCCCCGAUACCCUUUGUCUUAGUUUGGGCUGCUAUGGCAAAGCACCGUAGAUUUGAUGGCUCAUAAACAACGGAAAUUUAUUUCUCACAGUUCUAGAGCAUGAAAAUCUGAGAUCAGAAUCCAGCAUGGUUCGGUCUUGGUGACUGCCCUCUUCAAGGUUGCAAACUGCUGACUUCUUGUAUUUUCCCAUGUCUACAGACAGAGAGCUCUUUGGGAUCCCGUAUAUAAGGGCACCAGUCCCAUUCAUGAGGUCUCCACCCACAUUACCUAGCUACCUCCCAAAGGCUCUACCUCCUAAUACCAUCACAUUGAGGAUUAGGAUUUUAACAUAUGAAUUUGUGGGGGGAUGCAAAUGUUCAGCCCAUAGUACCCUCUAACAUACUAAUCAUAGUUAUUUUAAACUCCCUGUCUGUUAGUUCCAACUAGUAGGUCAACUCAGUCUAGAUCUGUUGAUUGCUUUAUCUCUUAAUGGUAAAUUGUCUUCUCUUGCUCUUUUGCAUCUAAUAAUUUUUGGCUGAAUGUCAGAUGUUGUAUGCAGGAUAGUAGAAACUGAGAUAAAUAGCAGUUAUUCCUGGAAAUAGCCAUGGUUGCCCUUUUGAUCGGCCAUUAGCAUGGGGGGAUUGAAUCCAUCUAGUCAGGAGUUAGGCUGAGUUUGUGCUUCUUUGUUGCCAGUGUUACCUUUGCUGUACUAUAGACUUAAAAUUCCUCUGAUGUUAUCUUGUGCUUGAGGUAGACACUGGCUUGCCCAGAGAAUUUUUAUUAUUCCCAGACCACACUUGCCUUUAGGCCUGUAGGCCUUUCCUGUGUGCUAGCAUCUCAAGGAGGGCCACUCUCCAUGUUAUUGCCUCUGUGUUAGUAGUAGACAAACUUAUUACUUGGUUCUGGCUGACCUGGUGAGUUGGGGGGGGGGUUGUCCUGGGCCAGCCUCAGUUUUUGUCAGGUCCUGAAUCCCUGGGUCUUGAGGGUGGGGUUUUUCAGUGAUCCUGCCCUCUUCCACUGGUAGAGGGCCUUUAAUGAUCUGGGACCAGAAUGGUUUCCUGCCCUUUUACCAUGGGUGGAAUUUUUUUUUUCAAUUUCCCUCACUCAAGUCACAGUGAGGGAAAUUGAAAUUUUCCUGUGUCCUGAGGGCAACAAGGUUGCUGAAAUUCUCCUAGUGGCUUAAGGAUUUUGUUCCGUAAGGGAGUAGGGUCCCAUUGGGGCUUUGUGCCAUUUCUGUAUUAGCAGCAGUCCCCUUGCAGUCGUACCCCACGGAGGUAGGCUUUCUCCAGUCUUCUUCCUUGCCCCCGUGUUUCUUGUGAGCACUCAGUGGAUGUCUAUGGAGAAGAGCCUGCAAGUAGAGGCCAACUACCCUUAGGUCUACAGCUCUCACGAGUCUCCCACACUCAACCUUUAGCAAUUCAUUAAAAAUUCUUGUUGAAUUCUUACUGCGUAUAUGGUGGCCUCAUCUUCUUCCUUCCCACUUUCAAGCUAGUUGUUUGCUCUAUAAUCUUAGCUCUCUGAAGUGUUCAAGAAAAAUAAUGUUUUUGCAGAUUACCCAGCUUUAUUCUUGUCAUGAUGUCUGCAUCCUAGGCAGGAACUAGAAGUCUGGACAGUCUCUACUGUCUCCUACUAUCAGAAUAUAUGCCCCUUUUCAGUGUGACUUUGCCACUUCACCCAUCAAGAGGUAGGAUCUAUUUCUUCACCCCUGAAACUGGGCUUGACCAUUUGUUGGCCAAUGGAACAUCAACAAAUAUUAUACAAGCAGAGGCUUGAGAAGUGCCUGCACAAUGAGGCUUGCCCACUUUUGCAUCUCUUUGGAAUCCUGAACCUGUGUUUGAAAAGCCUGAACUGUGCUGUUGGAAAAUGAGAGAGAUCACAUGGAGCAGUAAGAUCACAUGGAGCAAACACCAGCCAUCCCAGUUGAAACACCCUACACCAACACCACAUGUCACAGCUAUCUGACAGGAAUAAUGCAUCUAUAAACCAAAUAACACCUGAGGCUCCCUAGCACCUUCAGAGGGAGCAUGGCCCUGAUGAUACCAUCAUUCAGAUCUCUAGCCUCCAGAGCUAUAAGACAAUUUUGCUGUUUUAGGCUGCCUAAUUUGUGGUACUUUGUUAUAGCAGCCCUAGGAAUCAAAUAUGCUUCUUAGUCAAAUCUAUGAUAGGUACUAGUGUAUGAAGCCAUCCUAGGCAUCCAGUCUUGGUCAACGCAACUUUGGUUGGCAGCCUCUGAGAUAACCCUGAGUGAUCCCCACCUCUUGGCAUUCGUGCUCUUAUAUAAUGCCCUCCUCUUGAGUUUAGACUAGAAUUAGUGACUUGGUUCUAGUGAAAAGAAUGAGGCAGAGGUAAUGGGAUUUCAUGUCCAAGAUUAGUUACAAAAAGACUAUGACUUCCAUUUUGGGUGCUUGCUUGCUUUCUCAGAUGGCUCAACAUAGAGGAAACCUGCUGCCACAUCAUGAGAUAGCCCUGUGGAAAGGCCCACAUGAGUGAACUUGGAAUCAUAUCUUCCCCAAGUUUAGCCUUCAGAUGAGGACCACAGCCAGAUAGCUUGACUGUAAGCCAGAUAUCAUGACUCAUGAGAGACCUUCAGCCAGAGGCAUCUUUUGAGCCACACUUGAAUUCAUGACCCACAGAAACUGCGAGAUAAUAAAUGUUGUUUUAAGCUGCUAAAUUUUAGGGUAAUUCGUUACACAGUAAUAGUUUAAUAAUAUACUGGCCCAGAUUAGGAAGGUUCUGCCAUCCAUCCCAACCAUCCAAACAACUACCAGAAUAAUGAUUAAAACAUUAAUUAAGUCACUAAGUUUUGGGUGGCAUGAUACCAACCCAGAAAAAGCUAAUUGAUAUAUUCAUUAUUUAUUGCGUUUCUUCCUCCACUGUUCUUCCCUAACAGAUAACCAAUACUAAUCAACUACUGAGAACACUUUGUUUUCAUAUCUGCUCGUAAUUAUAUAUAGACAUACAUAUGUUCCCAUGCCUAUAAUCAGAUAGAAGUUAUAUAAGGAUUGUUUCCUUCUUUGAUUUUCAAAAAUGGGAUCAUAAAUACAACUAUCUCUGUAGCUUGCUUUAUUAUUCAACAAUAUUUCUUUUGAAUGGUUUGCAUGAUCGUUCAUGGGGUGGAUAUUCAAUAACGUAGUAUUAAACUAUUUGCAUUUUUAAAAUUUAUUCACUCCCAUUUUCAACCUAUUUGUCACUGGGAACAAUGCUGUUCAAAAUAUUAAAAGAUAUUUUUGCUAUUUUACAAUAUACAAUAAUGUAGUAUAUAGUGGUUAGGUAGAUAAGCUCAGGAACCCAUCUGCCAGGGUUUCAAUCCUGGCUCUACUAGCUUUACUAACUAACCUUGGGAAGGUUAGUUAAACUCUCUGGUCCUGAUGGUUUUCAUCUGUAGGUACUAGUGCAGUCACACUAGUACCUAUCAGUAGAUUUGACUAAGAAGCAUAUUUGUUUCCUAAGGCUGCUAUAACAAAGUACCACAAAUUGGGCAGCCUAAAACAGCAGAAAUUGUCUCAUAGUUCCGGAGGCUAGAGAUCCGAAUCACAGUGUCAGCAGAACCAUGCUCCCUCUGAAGGUGCUAGGGAAGGAACUGUUCCAUGCCUUUCUCCUAGCUUUUGAGAGCCUCAGGUGUUAUUUGGCUUAUAGAGGCAUUAUUCCUGUCAGGUGGCUGUUUUCUCCCUGUGUUUCUUCAUAUGUUCCCUCUGUGUGUCUGUUUCCAAAUUUCCCCUUUUAUAAGGACACCAGUUAUAUUGGAUUGGUGUUCACCUUAAUGGCCCCAUUUUAACUUCAUUACCUCUGUAAAGACUCUAUUUCCAAAUCAAGUUAUAUUCUGAACUCUCUGUGCUUGGGACACUGAGGUGGGAUUUGAGAGUUUGUUUCUGGCAUCUUAGUGUCAUCCAGCUAUCUAAAGAAAAUAUAGGUGGUAACAGGAAAAGCAGGCCUAAGACCAAAGCUUGUGCUUUGGGUCGAGAAGGAUAUAAGUAUAGAAGAUAAUGAGAAGGAGCAGCCAGAGAGGUAAAAACAUACCAGGUGAGCAAGGGGCUCAUAGAAGACAGUGUUUCCAAGGAGUGUUUUAAUGGAGGACUUGUCCAAAUUGCACAUCAGUUCAUAUGAGGAUGGAAAAUUUGUUCUUGAUUUUGUGACACAGAGGUUGUUGUUGGCUUUGAUGAAUGCUAUUUUGGAAGUAAAUUUAACUAAACAAAGCAAUUGAGCAAAUUCAGAGGAAUUUCUGAAUUCAGUUAGUGUUACUUCACCAUAAAGCAUUUUUUGUCACAGAAAAAUAUCAGGCCAUGGACUGGAUUACUCUGUUGUUUGGUAAUCUGUCGAUUACUCUGUCGUCUCAUUUCUUAUAUUGAGAAAUGAGAGUUGGCUAAAAGUGGAAAUUACAUGAGAUUUGGAAGCCCAAAGGGAAGGAGCAACUAUUGCUCAAAUUGUCACUGUAUCUAAUCUCAAAGACUACUGUAUUUGAGAUUAGAUACAGUGAAGGACAGAUGCAGAGGUACCCAGCAGGUUCCAGUUUUUCCUAUCUUCCACUCUAUAUCCACCCCUUCUUUCCAGCUUCCAGUCCUGCUGACCAACAGUAGUGCCAGGUCUACCACCAGAUGCUUGGCUGCAGGCUCACAAAGGCUUCUCAUGGAUUUCUCCAUCAGCUUCUCUUUGCAGUCCCACGUCAGCAGCUACAUGUGCCUGGCUUCUCAGAUUUUCCUGAAAGCUCUGAUUUAUCCAUCCAUGCCAAUGUCCGUAAAGGGCUGGUUUAGUGAUUUCUCUAGUCUUCUAACUUCCCCUUCCAUACCUUCCCCAGCUACUCCUAUACAUUGUGCAUGCAUCCCUUAUUCCAUAAUACUCAUAGUUAUUAAGCUUCCCUGAUUGACACAUUUAUACUUUAUUUUCCUGUGAAUUUGGUAGAUUGUGCUCUUCUAAAAUUGAGUGAUGUUAUUGAGAAGUCUUAGACAAAAUUGCUCUCUUUUUUCUUGUAUAUAAUGUGCCUUUCUGCCAUAUGAUUCUUUUUUUAUUCUUUAAGUUAAUGAUCUAUGGAAGCAUAUGCCUUGGUCCUGAUUUUUGUGUAUGAAUUUUACCUGAAUUAUAGUGAGCCAUUCCAAUCAUUCAUUUCAGGGAAGUUUUAUUUUGCUUAACAUUUUUUUCUGAUCCAUUUCUUCUCUUCUUCAGGAACAUCAAUUAUGCAUAUGUAAGAUGUCUUUGUAAUCUUCUACAUUCAUUUUCUACCAAUCAACAUUCAUUUCACAUUUUUUUUGUUUUGUAUGAUUGACUCUAGCCUUCUCUUCAGAGACAAUUCUCCUUGAAUCUCAUGUUUCUUCAUGUUUAGACAUUAACAAGCAACUUGCUCAGUUUUAUUUACAUUCCAGGAUAGUAAACACAGAGAAUGUCUCCCUCCCUGAAGACAUUCCCAGAGAAGAUUUGGUUACAUUCCAGGUUAAUAAAGAUUACAUAUAUAUAUAUAUAUAUCUCCAAAGAAGAGGACGGGCAAUAAAACAAUAUAACAAGAUUUCCCCAACAUCUUAAUUAUGUAUAUUUUAAUCAUAUAGAAAUAUUGAAAACAUACUACAAUAAACAUCCAUAUAACAUCCAUCUAGAUUUAACAAUUUAUAUGUAAUUUUUCCUGAAAUAUCAGUGGUAAGUUAUAGACAUAACAUUAUACCCAUAAAUAAUCGGACAUUCAUCUCCUAAAAAUAAGGACAUUCUCCCACAGACCUGGAAUAUCAUUAUCAAUGUAACUCUAUGAUAUCUUAUAUCCAGCCCAUUUCCAAAUUUCUCCCAUUGUCCCCAAAACAUAUUUUACAGUUUUAUAAGGUAGAAUUGGCAUACAAUAAAUGGAACUUGUUUAAAGUCUACAAUUUGAUGAGUUUUGCACCUUUCCAACCAUCGCUACAAUAUGAACAUAUCCAUCAACCCAAAAAAGUUUCCUUAUACCUCUUUGUCAUCCAGCCCUCUUUCCCCACAUCCUUCCCCCAUCCACAGGCAAUCACUCAUCUGUUUUCUAUUAUUAUAGAUUAGUUUGCAUUUCUGACAAUUUUAUAUACAUGGAAUAAUACUAUAGGCACUCUUGUUUGGCUCCUUCCAUUCAGCGUAAUUAGUUUGAGAUUCAUUCAUGUUGUUAUAUGCAUCUGUAUUCAUUCCUUUUUAUUGCUAAGUGUUAUUUCAUUAUAUGGACUAUCAGAAUUUAUUUGCCCAUUCAUAUUUUGAUGGAAAUUUGUAUUUCUAGGUUUUGGCUAUUACAAAUAAAACUGAUGUGAACAUUUGUUUACAAGUCUGUGUGGACAUAGUUUUCAUUUCUCUUGAAUAAAGGCCUAGGAGUGAAUGGCUUGGUCAUAUGGUAGGUGUAUACUUAACUAAGAAAUUGUCAAACUGCUUUCCAAAGUGGUUGUGCUAUGUUACAUUUUUACCAGCAGUAUAUAAGAGCUGCAGUUGCUUCAUUUGGUAUGAUCAUUGUUUUUAAUUUUAGUCAUUUAAUGGGGGUGUAGUGGUAUUUCACUGUGGUUUUAAAUAUACACUUCCCUAGUAAGUAAUGUUGUUGAGCAUCUUUUCUUGUGUUUAUUUACCAUCUGUAUACCAUCUUGGUUGAUGUAUCUUUUUAAACAUUUUUCCCAUUUGUAAAUUCAGUUGUUUGUGUUAUUAUUGAGUUGGAAGUUUUCUUAUAUAUCCUAGAUAUACCUUUUUUGGAUGUAUAUUUUGCAAACAGUUUCUUCUAGGUUUGCUUUUUCAUUUAAAUAACAGAAGACCAAAAGUUUUUAAUGUUAAUAAAUUCAGUUCAUUUUUGUUUUCUUUAUAGUUCAUGCUUAAGGUCAUGGUUAAGAAAUUUUUGCAAAGCUCAAGGUCAUUAAGAUAAAAGUUUUUAAAAAGAUUUAUCUUAUGCCUUCUUCUAGAAGUUUUAUAAUAUUGGCUCUUAUAUUUGGUUACCUGAUCCAUUUUUAUUUAAUUUUGUAUAUCAUGUAAAUCCUUUCCAAAGAUAAAGAUUUAGGUUGAUUUUGUUUUGUAUAUGGCUGUCCAGUUGUUCCAGAACCAUUUGUUGAAAAUAAUAAUGCACUGGAUUGCCUUGAUAUUUUCAUUUAAAAAUUAAUUGGCUGGUUCUGUUUUAGUUUUCUGUUAUGCCAGUACCACUACUGCCAGUACUACACCAUUACUAUAGCUUCUGUACCACUGUAGCAUUACUCUUUCCUGUAGCUUCAUAAGUCUUGAAGUCAGAUAAUGUAAAUCCUCUAACUUUAUUCCUCUUUUUCUCAGAUGUUUUGGCUAUUCUGGUUUUUCUUUGAAUUUCCAUAUAAAUUUUAGAAUCAACUUGUCAGUUACUAUUAAAAGCCUGCUGGGAUUUUGAGAUUUAAUUGAAUGAAUAGAUCUAUGUGAAGAGAAUUGACAUCUUAAUGAUAUUGAGUUUUCAUAUCCAUAAACAGGGUAUAUUGUUCCAUUUACUUAGGUUUUUAAUUUUUCUUAGAAGUGCUUUGUAGUUUUCAAGUGUACAAGUCCUACACAUAUUUUGUCAAAUUCAUCUCUAAAUAGUUCAUAUCUGUGCUAUUUUGAAUGGUACUAGUCAUUUUUAAAUUUCAAUUUCCAAUACUUCUUUGCAAGUAUAUAGAAAUAUAAUUGACUUCUAUGUGUUGAUCUUGUAUACAAUAACCUUGCUAAACUCACUUACUACUUCUGGUAAUUCUGUAGAUCCUGUAAGCUUUCCUACACAGACAACCAUGUCAUCUGUGAAGUAUGAGAGUUUCACUUCUUCCUUUCCACUAUAGGUGCUGUUUCUUUUUUUUUUGUCUUAUUGCAUUGACUAAAACCUACAGUAUAAUGUUGAAUAGAAGUUGUCAGAGUAUAUAUCUUUGCCUUUUUCUUGAUCUUCAGAAGAAAACAUUUAGUCUUUCACUAUUGAGUAUGAUAUUAGCUAUAUGUUUUUCAUACAUGAUUUUUAUCCGCUUGAUGAAGUUGCCUGUAUUCCUAGUUUGUUGAUAGUUUAUCAGGAAUAGGUGUUAAAUUUUGUCAAAUGUUUUUUCUCCAUCAAGAUGAUCAUAUAGUUUUUCUUUUUUAGUUGGCGAAUUUUUUAAAUUACAUUAUUGAUAGUUAAACAAAUCUAGUAUUCCUGGAAUUAAACUCUUCUUGGUCAUGAUGUACUACCAUUUUUAUAUUUCACUAGAUUCACUUGACUAAAAGUUUUGUUAAGUACUUUUGCAUUUAUGUUUAUGUGGGGCACUGGUCUAUCGUUUUCUUCUCUUGUAUUUUCUUUGUCUACUUUUGGUAUCAGGGUAAUGCUGGACUCCCAGAAUGAAUUGGGAAGUGGUACCUCCUCUGAAAGAGUUAGUGUGGAAAUUAUAUCUCCUUUUAAUGUUUGAUACAAUUUUCCAGUGAAGUCAUUUGGUCCUAGAAUUCUUUUGUGAAAAGGCUUUUAACUACAAAUUAAUUUCCCUAAUAGUUAGGAAACUAUUCAGGUUGCCACAUUCGUCUUCAUUGAGUUUUGUUUGUAUCUUUCGAAGGACUUCUCUAUUUUACUUAAGUUGUCUAACUUAGGAACAUGAAGUUGUUUGUCACAUCCCCUUUUUAUCUGUAGAAUUGGCAGUGACGUCUCUUCUCUCAUUCUUGAUAUCAGUAAUUUGUGUAUUCUCUUUUUUUCUCCUGAUCAGUCUGGCUAGCAGUUUCUCAAUUUAUUGAUUUUCUCAAGAAGCUAUUAGUGUCCUUUAUUUUCUCUACUGUUUUUCUAUUUUGGAUUUUAUUGAUUUAUGCUUUUAUUAUUUCCUUUUUCUGCUUAUUUUACUUAAAUGUGCUCAUUUUCUAGUUUCUGUGGUUGAAGCUGAGGUCACUGAUUUGAGAUUGUCCUUCUUUUGUAGUAUAAAGUUUUAGUGAUAUAAAUUAUCCUCUAAGUACUAAUUUAGUAGCAUCUCACAUAUUUUGAUGUUUUUAUAUUUUUACAUUGAUACUGUAUUGUGAUGAUAUUUUUACAUUGUUUUUACAUUUUCUUUAAUUCAAAAUACUUCCUAACUUAGGAUUUCUUCUUUGUCCCAUAGGUUAUUCAGAUGUUUAUUAUUCAGUAUGCAAAUACUUGAGAGUUUUUUACUUAUCUUUUCUUAUUAUUUAUAAUUUGAUUGAUUCCAUUGUGAUCAGAGAACAUACUUUAUAGGACUUGAAUACUUACAAAUUAACUGAGACUUCCUCUAUGGCCCUGAAUAUGGUCUGUAUUGUUAAAAAGGUCCAUGCAUACUUGUAAAGAAUAUGUAUUCUACUAUUGUAUAGCAUGAUCUAUAAAUGUGAAUUAAGUCAAGAUUUUUGUUAGUGUGGUUCAAGCCUUCUGUAGACUUACAGAUUUUCCUAUACAGUAGUCCCGCUCUUAUCCACAGGGGAUAUGUUUCAAGACUCCGAGCGGAUGCCUGAAACCCUGGACAGUCCUAAACCCUAUAUACUAUGUUUUUCUAAUCUGAUAACCAAGAUGGCUGCUAAGUGACUAGCAAGUGGAUAGCAUAUGCAGCAUGGAGUUGCUGGAAAAAUGGAGGAUUCACUUGCAGGCAGGACAUAGUGGGACGGUGUAAGAUUUUAUCAUGCUACUCAGAACUGUGAACCAUUUAAAACUUAUGAAUUUUUAAUUUCUGGAAAUUUCCCUUUGAUAUUUGUGAACUGCAAUUGACUGUGGGUAACUGAAACUAUGGAAAUCAAAAUUACAGAUAAGUGGGGACUACUGUAUUUAUUCUCUCAGUUAUUGAGGAAAGGUACUGAAAUCUCUAACUAAAAUUGCGUUUUUUCUAUUUCUCCUUUUAGUUAUACCAGUUUAUACUUUGUCUGUUUUGCAGCUCUGUUAUCAAGUACACAAGCAUUUAAGAUUGUUAAGUCCUAUUUUUAAGUAGACACUUUUAUCACUAUGGAAUGACACUGUUGUGGUAAAAUUCUUGCAUUACAAUAACCACUCCAUGUUUCUUUUUAUCAGUUUUAGCAAGUAUGUAUUUUUCCACUACCUAUCUACAUAUCUUCUUAUUGUAAAAUGAUUUUAUACGUACAGAAGAACUAUAAAGAUAACAGAGUGUUCCCGCAUACCCAUCAUUCAUCUUCCCCUAAUGUUAACAUUAUACAUAAUCUUGAUAGAUUUUUCUCUAAAUAAUAAUGUUAAUUAAACGACAUACUUUAUUGAGAUUUCCCUUGUUAUUUCAUUACUGACUGUGACUUUGGAGGUCCCAAAGACCACCUUCAGAUUCAAUAAUUCACUAGAAGCACUCACAGAACUCUGAAAAGCCACUAUAUACUGACAGUUACAGUUCAUUACAGUGAAAGGAUACAUAUUGAAAUCAACAAGGGGAAGAGGCAUAUUGGGCAGAGUCUGGGAGACACCAGGCAUAGAGUUUCUAGUUGCACUCUCCCAGUAGAGUAAUGCAGUUAGCACUUAUUUCUAGCAGCAAUGAUGUGUGACAAUACACAGGGACUAUUGCCAACCAGGCAGAUUACCUGAGCCAAGUCUAGAGUUUUUAUUGGCAGUCGGUUACAUAGACAUGACUGAGUUCCUCUGCAUGGCUGACUUUACUCUCCAGCUCCUCCAGAGGUUAAGUGUUACUGCAUGGCUCAAGACCCCCCAGGUAACCAAGGACAUUCUUAUCAAGCAGGACAUUCCAAGGACCUAGAGGUUACCUCCUAGGAGCCAGGAACAAAAAGCCAGACCUUCUUUGAGCAAGAUUAAUCCUUUACUGCGUACUGACUCUUUUCUGUUCCAGGAUGCAAUCCAGGAUGUCACAUUAGACUUAGCUGUCGUAUUUCCCUAGCCUCUUCCAAUCUGUGGCAGCUCUUGGUUUUUCUCUGUUUUCAUGACCUUGACACUUUUGAAGAAUAGUCAUGAAUAUUGUAGAAUGUUCCUCAAUUUGGUUUCAUCUGAUUUUUUGUCAUGAGAAGAUUGAGGUUGUGAAUUUGAGGGAUGGAUAUCACUAAAUCAUAGUCCCUUCUUACUGCAUUAUUUCAGGAGAUAGUCGACACCAACAUCAUUUAUUACUAGUGAUGUUAAUCUUGAUCACUUUGUUAUGGUGUUGUCUCCUGAGUUUUUCUGUUGCAAAAUUAUUAUUUUUCUUCUUUCCAUACUUUUCAUUGGAAAUGAGCCAAAGUCCCACUCAUACUAAAGGGGAGUGCAUUAAGCUCUACCUUCUGGACAGAGGGGUAUCAAAGACUUUGUGGUCAUAUCUUAAAACUACCACAGGGGAAUUUCUUUGAUGUUACACAGAUAAUCUGUUUCUCCUUAAAGUUUUGCCCAGUAAUUUCAGCCUUCAGCAACUACUGUGUUUUUCUAAUAGUGAUUUUCUGUUUCCUUCAUUGCUUUCACAUUUGUUGGAUUACGUUUAUAGAUUUGUGUAUGUUGAACCAGCCUUGCAUCCCCAGGAUGAAGCCUACUUGAUUGCAAUGGACAAGCUUUUUGAUGUGCUGUUGCAUUCUGUUUGCCAGUAUUUUGUUGAAGAUACUCACAUAAAUGUUCAUCGUAGAUAUUGGCCUGAAAUUUUCUUUUUUAGUUGUACCUCUACCAGGUGUUGGUAUUAGGAUGACAUUGGUCUCAUAAAAUGAGUUAGGGAGGAUUCCCUCUUUUUGUACUGUUUGGAAUAGUUUCAGGCGGAAUGGUACCAGCUCCUCUUUGUAUGUCUGGUAGAAUCCGGCUGUGAACCCGUCUGGACCUGGGCUUUUUGUGGUUGGUAGGCUAUUAAUUGCUGCCUCAAUUUCAGACCUUGUUAUUGAUCUAUUCAGGGAUUCAACUUCUUCCUGGUUUAGCCUUGGGAGGGUGUAAGUGUCCAGGAAUUUAUCCAUUUCUUCUAGAUUUACUGGUUUAUGUGCAUAGAGAUGUUUGUAGUAAUCUCUGAUGGUAGUUUGUAUUUCUGUGGAAUCGGUGGUGAUAUCCCCUUUAUCAUUUUGUAUUGCAUCUAUUUGAUUCGUCUCUCUUUUCUUCUUUAUUAGUCUGGCUAGUGGUCUCCAGCUCCUAGAUUCGUCAAUUUUUUGAAGGGCUUUUUGUGUCUCUAUCUCCUUCAGUUCUGCUCUGAUCUUAGUUAUUUCUUGUCUUCUGCUGGCUUUUGAAUUUGUUUGACCUUGCUCCUCUAGUUCUUUUAAUUGUGACAUUAGGGGGUCAAUUUUAGAUCUUUCCUCGCUUCUCAUGUGGGCAUUUAUUGCUAUAAAUUUUCCUCGAGACACUGCUUUAAAUGUGUCCCAGAGAUUCUGGUAUGUUGUGUCUUCCUUCUCAUUGGUUUCGAAGAACAAUUUUAUUUCUACCUUCAUUUCACUAUACAGUAGUCAUUCGGGAGCAGGUUGUUCAGUUUCCAUGUAAUUGUGUGGUUUUGAGUGAGUUUCUUAAUCCUGAGUUCUAAUUUGAUUGCCCUGUGGUCUGAGAGACUGGUUGUUAUGAUUUCCGUUCUUUUGCAUUUACUGAGGAGUGAUUUACUUCCAAUUAUGUGGUCAGUUUUAGAGUAGGUGUGAUGUGGUGCUGAGAAGAAUGUAUAUUCUGUGGAUUUGGGGUGGAGAGUUCUGUAGAUGUCUAUUAGGCCAGGUUGGUCCAGAUUUGAGUUCAAGUCCUGGAUAUCCUUGUUAAUCGUCUGUCUCAUUGAUUUGUCUAGUAUUGACAGUGGAGUGUUAAAGUAUCCCACUAUUAUUGUGUGGGAAUCUAAGUCUCUUUGUGGGUCGUUAAGACCUUGCUUUAUGUAUCUGGGUGCUCCUCUAUUGGGUCCAUAUAUAUUUAGGAUCAUUAGCUCUUCUUGUUGCAUUGAUCCCUUUACCAUUAUGUAAUGCCCUUUGUCUCUUUUGAUCGUUGUUGGUUUAAAGUCUCUUUUAUCAGAGACUAAGAUUGCAACCCCUGCUUUUCUUUGCUCUCCAUUUGCUUGGUAAAUCUUCCUCCAUCCCUUUAUUUUCAGCCUAUGUGUAUCUUUGCAUGUGAGAUGGGUUUCCUGAAUACAGCACACUGAUGGGUCUUGACUCUUUAUCCAAUAUGCCAGUCUGUGUCUUUUUAUUGGGGCAUUUAGCCCAUUUGCAUUUAAGGUUAAUAUUGUUAUGUGUGAAUUUGAUCCUGCCAUUUCGAUACUAGCUGGUUGUUUUGCCCGUUAGUUGAUGCAGUUUCUUCAUUGUGUAGAUGGUCUUUACCAUUUGGUGCAUUUUUGCAGUGGUUGGUACUGGUCAUUCCUUUCCCUGUUUAGUCCUUCCUUCAAGAGCUCUUGUAAGGCAGGCCUGGGCUUUCACAUUUGUUAAUUGGGAUUCUUCUGUAAGGAAGUUAUGUCCUGUCUCCCCUGCUUAUUUGUUUAUUCAAUCAUUUACUUAAUGUCAGUAUGGAUGAAGAUUCUUUUUCUUUGCGUUAUAAUAAAAUAAGAUUUUAUUCUUUGUGUUAUAAUCAAAUACUACAUUAUUCAUUAUGUGGCACAAAUUGUUACAGGCUUGGCUAUUGUUAGAUCUUUCAGGUUGGUUCCUGUGUUCCUUUUACAUGACCCCAUUCUUUUAUUGGUAGUUGGUGGGGGGCACUUCCUUACUCUCUGGAACUAUAAGGUGGUCCAGGCUUAUCAUGUAUUUUCCUUGUCCCAGACAAAGAAUCCACUAUUUAUUUCUCCAAGGAGAUCUGGUUCCUUUUGCUGGAAAAUGGCAUUUAGAAAUCAAGCUAUUAAGAUCAGGUAUGUUCAUUGUUACUGGUUUGUCACUGCUAGGAGUGUCACAGAGCUAGGAAAUUCAUGCUUGUAUUCUAAUCCAUGUAUGCACAUAUACCUAUUUUUAUUUCUUUAUCUAUCUGUAUACAUUGGAUAUAAACAUAGCCGGGUGUGGUGGCUCAUGCCUGCAAUCCCAGCACUUUAGGAGGCCAAAAUGGGCAGAUCACCUGAGGUCAGAAGUUUGAGACCAGCUUUGCCACAUGGUGAAACCCCAUCUCUACUAAAAAUACAAAAAUCAGCUGGGCAUGGUGGCAUGUGCCUGUAAUUCCAACUAUUCAGGAGGCUGAGGCAGGAGAAUUGCCUGAACCCAGGAGGCAGAGGUUGCAGUGAGCCACGAUGACACCACCGCACCCCAGUCUGGGUGACAGAGUGAGACUCCGUGUCGAAAAAAUAAAUUAAAUAAAUAAAUAAAAACAUUAAGUUCAUACUGACAUCUCCAACUCAAAUCCAGCACUGCAGGGUUCGUUCUAGCCUUCUCCCUGCCCUUGCUUAUUUGUUCUUCUUUCUUCGUCAAUUUGGAAGGAAAAACAGUUGACUACAUUUGUGUGGGCCUAUUUAGGAUUUCUCUACUCUGUUCUGUUGAUUUUUAUUUCUGGCCUUUUGUCAAUGCCACACUGUCUUCAUUACUGUAGCUCUAUAGCAAGUCUUGAAAUUGGGUAGUGCAAGUUCUCCAACUUUGUUUUCUUUUUCAGAAUUGUUUUGGCUAUUCUUGCUCCUUUAUUUUAUCAUGUUAAUUUUAAAAUCAGCUUGUUGGUACCUCAAAAGGGCUUUCUUGGAAUGUGAUUGAGAUUAUGUUGCAUCUACAGAUAAAUUAGGGAGAAUUGCUAUCUUAACUAUAUUGAGUCUAACCAUCUAUGAGCAUCGUUUGUCUUUUCAUUUAUUUAGAUCGGGGUGUGCAAUCUUUUGGCUUCUUUCAGCCACAUUGGAAGAAGAAUUAUAUUGGGCCACACAUAAAAUAUGCUAACAACAAUGAUAGCUGAUGAGCUAAAAAAAAAAAAAAGAAAAAAGAAAAAAGAAAAAAAUCACAAAAACAUCUCACAAUGUUUUAAGAAAGUUUACGAAUUUGUGUUGGGCUGCAUUCAAAGCCAUCCUGGGCUACAUGUGGCCUGCAGGCCAUGGGCUGGACAAGCAUAAUUUAGAUCAUCUUUUCUUUCUUUCUUUUUUAAAUUUUUCAGCAUAUAGAGCUCACAUAUAUUUAUGUAUACACACACACCUAAGUACUUCAUUUUUGGCAAUAUUGUAGAUGUUAUAUUUUAAAAUUUCAAAUUCUGAUUGUUCAUAGAUAGUAUAUAGGAUGCAACUGACUUUUGUAUAUGACAAUGUAUCCUGUAACCUUGCUAAACUCACUUACUAGUUCUGGGUAAUUUUUUGUAGAUUUGUAAUAUUUUCUACAUAGACAAUAAUGUCUGGAAAUAUUCUUUUCCAAUCUGAAUGCCUUUUAUUUCUUUUCCUUAUCUUAUUGCACUGUGUAGAACUUGUAGCACAAUAAGAAUAAGAAUGAUCAAAGAGGACACCUUGCCUUGCUUCUGAUCUUAGGAAGAAUGCAUGUAAUUUCUCAUUGUUCAGUAUCAUGUAACUUGUAGGUUUUUGUAGAUGCCAUUUAUUGGGUUAAAUAAUUUUCAUUCUAUUCCUAGUUUGCUAUGAGUUUUUAAAAAUCACAAAUGGAUAUUCAGUUUUGUCGAAUGCUUUCUCUGCAUCUACUGAGAUAAUUAUGUGAUUUGUCGUAUUUAAUAGUCUGUUAAUACGGUGAAUUACAAUGAUUGAUUUUCAAAUGCUGAAACGGCUUUGCACUCCUGGCAUGAACCCCUCUGUUAUGAUAUGUUUUUAUAUCUAUAUAUAAAAUCAUAUUUACAUAUAUCUAUAUAUAUAAAACUAAUGUUUUGGUGAAGAUUUUUAUGUCAUACUCAUGAGGGAUAUUAGUCUGCAGUUUUUUUUUCUGUCAUAUCUUUUUCUGGUUGUGGUAUUUGGGCAAUGCUGGCCUAAUAAAAUGAAUUGGGAAGUGUUCCCUCCUCUUUCUUCUGGAAGAGUUUAUGUAUUGUGAAAUGUUGGCAAGGAUGUGGAGAAAUUAGAACUCUCAUGUAUUGUUUGUGGGAAUGUAAAAUGGCAUAGCCUCUGAAGAAAACACUUGGUGGUUCCUCAAUAAAUUAAAUGUGUAAAAUUGU